AUGGAGGUCGACCGCAUUGACAACCUCCUAGAGCGCUAUCUUCACCUCCUCCACCAAUACACGACGCUUAGAGAGCAGCUCAGCAGCCUGCAAACAGGCAUAUAUCAAAACAUUGCACGUGCUAACUUUGCCGCCGAGCGAGGAAUGCGGUUUGGCCAAGACUACUACGACGAGCGCAUGCAGGCCUCUAGAAAAGUGGCUAUCACUCUAGGCGGCGACCAGGAUGUCCCCGCGUUUGCCGUUACUGCCGGGAGUACGGAAGCUGGGCUUGCCCAAUCGGAAAAGGGAGCUGCUACGGAUAACGGCGCUAGGGACGCGAGUAAAGAAAAGGAGGAGGAAGAGGCUCGAGAGUCGCAGAAGGAGCAGCGGAAAGACCCGUUGAGAUGGUUCGGACUGCUGACGCCUAUGUCUCUACGGCAAGCGCAAGCGCAAAGCAUCCAGGCAAUCGAGCAAGUCAUCCCCAAACUAGUCUCCGUCGAUGCUCAGAUGGCCCAGGUCGAAAUUGAAGUCCGUAGAGCCCGGAAGAAGCGCGCUAAGGCCCAGGCGGCGGCUGUCAAACAGGAGCAGGAAGUUGGCGCCGGCGCCGGCGCGGAGAUUACGGUGUGA
Molecule: messenger RNA, 606 nt
Organism: Daldinia decipiens
Lineage: Eukaryota; Fungi; Ascomycota; Sordariomycetes; Xylariales; Hypoxylaceae
Exons: 1
Coding region: 1-606 (201 amino acids)
Biological process (GO): vacuolar proton-transporting V-type ATPase complex assembly
Cellular component (GO): Vma12-Vma22 assembly complex; extrinsic component of endoplasmic reticulum membrane
Source: RefSeq, a predicted model, not a curated record